Molecule: messenger RNA, 468 nt
Organism: Geodia barretti
Lineage: Eukaryota; Metazoa; Porifera; Demospongiae; Tetractinellida; Geodiidae
Source: the annotation of a GenBank genome assembly
AUGAAUGGAGUCCCAACCGUGUCAGCUGACGCUCGAAUUGAAGAACUUGGCAUCGACCUCACGUCACCGUCAAACCCAAUCGCCAACUACGUCCCUGCAGUCCGGGUAGGCAAUCUCCUAUUUCUUUCGGGGCACGGACCCCGGCGCGGUAGCUCGCCCGACAUGAUCACCGGCAAACUCGGAGCCGACCUUUCAGUAGAAGAGGGAUACGAAGCCGCAAAACUCGUCGGCAUCCAGCUCCUUGCCUCCAUUCAACGCGAAAUCGGCAGCCUCGACGGCGUCGAACGCUGCGUCAAGGCCCUCGGUAUGGUCAACGGUUCCCCGAUUUCGACCAGCAACCCGCCGUCAUCAACGGCUUCUCAGACCUCAUGGUCGCGGUCUUUGGCGAAGUCAACGGCAAGCACGCACGAUCCGCCGUCGGAAUGGGUAGCCUACCAAACAACAUCGCAGUCGAGAUCGAACUCAUAG